AGGUUUAUGAAAUCAGUUAUUGCAAAAUCAGCAUACUCGAAUUUGUAAUUUGCUCCCACACCUUGCGUCAACCGGCUCAUAGCGCCCCCGUUCUGAUGCUGGGGCCACCGCCGGUGGUGCCACUACGCCCUCGUGCUCCGCGUCCCACCGCGCUUCCGACCCCCAGAACCGCAAAACCUAACACCGACCCGACAACCACCACCACCACCACCAGUAGCACCGCCUCCGCGGGCAAAGCGGCUACCAUGGGCGCGGCGGCAUGGUGGCGGCGCGCGCUGGGGCAGCGGCUCAACCCGGCCGGCGUGGCCGCGGUGGCGGCCGUCGCGGCGUCCGAGCCGCGCCUGGCGCUGCCGCACGUGUCGUUGCAGGACAUCCGGUGGCUGGACUGGGCCGAGCUCCGCCACGCCGGAUUCCGCGGCGUCGUCUUCGACAAGGACAACACCCUCACCGCGCCCUACGUUCCCGCGCUCUGGCCGCCGCUCGCCGACGCGUUCGACCAGUGCCGCGCCACAUUCCCGCCCGGCGCGCUCGCCAUCUACAGCAACUCCGCAGGGUUGAAGGAGUAUGAUCCGGAUGGGGUGGAUGCGAAGGUGAUCGAGGCGGCCAUCGAGGGGAUUCAUGUGAUCAGGCAUGAUAUAAAGAAACCAGGUGGAACAGCUAAGGAAAUAGAGAGUUACUUUGGUUGUUCAGCCUCAAAUCUUGUGCUGGUUGGUGAUCGUUACUUCACUGAUGUGGUCUAUGGAAACAGGAAUGGCUUUCUUACAGUAUUGACAGAACCGUUAAAUUUCGCUAAUGAAUCUUACAUUGUCAGAAUGGUUAGGAAACUGGAGGCAUACAUCAUCAGUUAUUGGUACAAGAAGGGACACAAACCUAUCAAGCACCCUUUGCUCCCUGAUGCGAGAAGAAUUGUAAAGUUUGAUCCAUAUGACGACUCAAGUGGAUCCAAGAGUAUAGCAUAGUGAUCUAUGUUAAUCCUGCUCACACUGAGGACAAUUCACUGGGUUCUCUUCUCCAGAUCAGUUAGUGUGGAGAUCUGUGGUUUGUGCUGAGGAGAGUACAGGGGAGAAACAUGUUAUGUGGAGAUUUGUUGUUUAUCGUUGGGCGGAAUGCAAGAGAGAAAUAUUCUGUAUCUAAACUCAAUUUCGUUCAGGGAAAUGCAUAUCUUUUGAUAAUA
Molecule: messenger RNA, 1174 nt
Organism: Phragmites australis (common reed)
Lineage: Eukaryota; Viridiplantae; Streptophyta; Magnoliopsida; Poales; Poaceae
Product: phosphatidylglycerophosphate phosphatase 1, chloroplastic/mitochondrial-like
Exons: 5
Coding region: 96-959 (287 amino acids)
Molecular function (GO): phosphatidylglycerophosphatase activity
Source: RefSeq, a predicted model, not a curated record